GGUUAAAUACUUUGGCCCAAUAGAAGACAAAGCCAUUAGGGUUUUAUGAUGCAUCCUCUUUAAAUAAGAGGGCCACUCAUCCACUUAAAGACACUCCAUAUACAUGAGUUCAAUCUCACGACAUCUCAUCUUUUUAUCCUCUAAAGAACCAACCUGUCCACCUGUCCUCACUGACGCUUGUUGCAACUUCGUUUGAUAUUAGUACCCGACCUAAAUUUUGAUGUAGCAAUUGGAGCCAACGGUUGGGCACGAAGAAAACAUGUUUUGUGUUCUCUUUUACAACAUGCUUCGUGUUCUCUUUUACAAGGUGUAGAAGAGAACACGAAGCAUGUUUCUUCGUGCCCGUGAUUUCUCCAAUUGCUACAUCAAAAUUUAGGUCCGGUACUAAUAUCAAACGAAGUUGCAACAAGCGUCAGUGAGCUAGUCAUGAGCUUAUAUAUGAGCUGCAUGCAAAGAACGCAUGUGAAGGUAAGCUGGUGGUGGAGCUUUGGAAACACCCUCUUACGCUCAGCUUCACUGAUUAAUCCAAGAUAACUAUAUAUGUAACGAAAUAGACGAUAGAUAAUCAUAUAGAUAUAUAAGUUUUGACUUUUGAGAAGUAAAUAGUACGUAAGAAGCUUGUUUAUACAUCAAAGUUUGGGUCGACUACUAAUAUCGUGUACUUCUUUUUUCUUGCAACAACUUCAUCAGAUUUAUCACUUCUCAAAUAAGGGGCUAAACAUGUCCAAAGAACCACCACUUAACCACUUUGAACCACCACCAAGUGGCUUUACUGAAGCAUUUGUCAAUUUGUGUCGGACCGUCAUUCAUCAGGGAGUAGCUGAAAUCAUCCAAUCUUUGGAACAAGAUCCAGGUUUCUUCGACCUAACAAAAGAGAGUUACAUUUUAAAAUGCACACUCAUAAGAAAAUCCUUGAAGGAUCUUCGAGAUUGCCUCCUCCUUUUGGAGAAAACCCAGACAGAUUACGUUGAGAAACAAGAAGCUUUAUUCAAAGCAUUUGUCAAUUUGUGUCGGACCGUCAUUCAUCAGGGAGUAGCUGAAAUCAUCCAAUCUUUGGAACAAGAUCCAGGUUACUUCGACCUAACAAAAGAGAGUUACAUUUUAAAAUGCACACUCAUAAGAAAAUCCUUGAAGGAUCUUCGAGAUUGCCUCCUCCUCUUGGAGAAAACCCAGACAGAUUACGUUGAGAAACAAGAAGCUUUAUUCAAAGAGUUGUGCGGUUUAGGACCCAGGGAUACUGGAUUCGAUCUAGUUAAACAAUAUCAACUUCCGAUUCUUGAUGCUGCUAUUGAGAUUGUGGAGCGAAUCAGGGAAUGCCGCGGGUGGAGGAGAGAUAUGGUACCUUAUGAUCAAUUGGAUGGAGAAACAUAUGACGGCUACCUAACACGUUUGAAAUCCGACAUCGAGUUUAUUGACGAAAGGAAUCAUAUGCAAGUCGAACACAUGAAAAGACAACAUGCACGAUCUAGAUCGUAUCGAGUGGACCUUUUAGAAAAACAGUAAGAAGACAUCACCCAAAAAAUUCAAGUUGAGGUUCAACGAGGGCUGGAGCAAAAGGAAGUUAUGUUAGUGAGAUUCAAGUUCAAAAAGAAGAGAUAGAUCUAUUGCUAAACAUAAUUCAUCUCGAGCCACUUUCAGAAAUUACAAAAAGUUGGAGAGUUUGAAAAUUUCUAAGAACAAAUUCAAAACGUCAAUAGUCUCUUUGGGAUUACUGAAGAUGCAGCUAGAUCAUACAAUCGGAGACCCGGGUAGUGUUCAAAGACGGACAAGCACAGAUUUGGACAACCAAAUUGCGUCUUACACUGAGGGGUUGAGUUCCGCAAUUGAGAUGUGCUCGGAAUUGCAAAAAAAAAAAAAAAAGCAAUGGAG
Messenger RNA from Helianthus annuus (common sunflower), 1869 nucleotides. RefSeq lists its product as uncharacterized. NCBI's taxonomy places the organism in Eukaryota, Viridiplantae, Streptophyta, Magnoliopsida, Asterales, Asteraceae. The coding region runs from base 721 to 1503 and encodes 260 amino acids. The transcript is spliced from 3 exons. The record is from RefSeq and is a predicted model, not a curated record.